AUUCGAACGCGGGCUUUGCGCGGGAAAGCACGAACGCUAUCUCGCGACAUUAGCGAAAUUUAAAUUAAAAAAAGAUGGAAUUGAAAAAUUCGAAAAUUUCGAUUUUAGACUUAGAUUCAAACAAAUAAUCAUAUUACUGUUUGAGUGUGUGUGUUGUUGUAUACUUUUUUUUUGUUUUAAGAUCGAACUAUGCAAUGACAGUUGGACGUUUGUUAAAUGGGAUGUUUUUUUUUCUUGUUGAAUAGUGUUUUGUGCAAAGGGAUUUCUUUUCUUCGUCCGGGAACAGAGGAUACGAUACACAAUGCUCAAAUGGACAGUAUACGGUAAGAAAAACCAAGAGAGCCGUGGCAGCAGCGAAUCUGAAAAUGAACCGUCCGGUAACUGCAACAAUGAAUUUACCAACCACAAUAGAAAAUCGUUUGACGGCCAAGCCUAUAAGAAAAGUAAAAAACCUAGCCGAUAUCAAAGAAGGUCUUUAAAUUCCAAUACAACCAGAAAAACCUUUAAAACAAUCGACAAAGAGAACGUGAACUACAUCGGUAGCACUCCUAACUUUUACAAAGAAGGCUUCAUCCAAAAAUCUGAAGGACUGGCUCUGAAAGAUGUUAGUAACAUCACUCCUACAUCUGGAACUCCAGUAAAGAGCUUUGACAGAAGAAAACCGUUUCUCGGUAGUUCUAAGGAUGAUAUUUCUGUUACACCUUCAACUUAUAGUAGACGGGUGAGAGAAGCUAAGAAAAGGAAACUAGAAAUGGGCAGUACUAAUGACUCUUUCAAAAGAGACAGCAUAACUUACAAAUCCGAAAGAAGUAUCAACCCAUUCGAAAGAAACUCGAGAGAUUUCUCGAAAUUAACGCACAGUUCUUCUGAACCUUCAUUGCAUGAACUGAGUUAUAGACUUAACGCUCUGACAAAUGACUCAAAUAACUCCAUACAUAAAAAGCAGCUAAUUAAUAAUAAUAUUAAUAACAAUAAUGUAUGCACAACCAAACCUAUUAACGAAGGUAUAGUCGAAAUAGAAUAUGAUAAAGAUUUCAUUCUCAACUGUGUAGAAAAACCAAUAACCAUAAAUAAAUCGCAAAUAGAAAGAACCACGUUACCGAUAUUUGGUCAUCACAUUUUCAUGAAUAAUCCGCUAUAUUUUAACAAAAACGACGGAAUCGCAAGUAUUAGACCCCUGAAAAGAACGAGGAAGAAAUCAAACGAUUUCGAAAGUUCAUUCAAGUCGCCCUCCGUUGAUAAAAAAGAUGUCCAUACGCUAGUCAGAGAUGCGUGCUCACCUGUAUCUAUCACACCACUAGCUACAAAACUAGCAGCUCUGAGAUUCAGCACUAUAAGCACUCGCAGCGUAUCACAGAGACUUCCAUAUAACGAUGACGUCACAGAAUAUUUCCCUAAAGUAGAAAAUCCAUUCACCAUUCCUUUGAGAGACGAGGAAUCAUCGACCGAAAUGGAAAACAAAUUUAUUUUUAGCAAAGACUUAGCUGCCAGUCGGACUGAAUCAACUGUAAAUGGAACUCAAUCUACUGUGUCUACAACUCAAAUGGGCGACGUUACGCUUGACAAAAUGAUAGAGGAUAUUAUUAAAAGCACAAAGAUUGUUAAAUCAAAACGUAAAAUUCUCAAAACCUCUCCAUCGGACUGUCAAAUGAUAAAAGAGGAAAUUCCUCAGAUCGAGCUCGUCAAAGAUUUAUUCGUUAACCCUCAAGCAGAGAAUAAAGCUAAUUUGAUCAAAGAAGCCAAAUAUGUGAAUCUAUCAAGAGAAAAUUCAAUAUCACCUAAAGCCACUCCGGCCAAGAAAAAGAAACCGGUGCAAGUAGUCAAUGAAAAAUUGCUAAAAAAUUUACCCGUUGGAUGUUUUAUAUUAGACGAUGGUGAAGGUUAUCAUGAAAGGGAGGUGAAAACUCCUGAAAAUAUAAUCCGAAGAAGAUCUUUGAAUAUAACGGCCGAUGAAAAUAGAUUACUGACCAGAACACAGUCAAUGCAUACGUCAGUGUGUAGACAAAACUUAAAAACAACGUUAUCUGAAUCAACUCCAGAUUUGUAUUCAACGUCCGAAAAUAAAAGUCUAAAAUUAAAGCGUCAAAAAUGCAUUCGCCGUAAAAAAUCUACCGUCAGCAACGAAAGCCUUUUGAAGGCACAACUUCCGGAACAGAAGCAGACCAUACUUACAUUAGAGAUUGGAAUACCCAGUCCAGCAACGGUACUCCCAGAUAUAUCUAUGUGUGAGCCCUUAACCUCUACUUUAGCCGUCCCGCUAGGAAUCGUUCAUGAAAGUCACUCUCUUAGAUCCAACGUAUCACACAGUAGCCUUAUGAUGCACCAACAAAAUCUAAAUAGACAUUCACAGGAACUGUUCGGUUUGACCCUUGAGAGUGGUAUCCCAAGUCCCAUCACUCCAGUUCCGAACCUAAAGCGACCCAGUAAAGUACUAAGCGAGGAAAGAGCGCACAAAACAUGUAAAGUGGACGAAGAACUGAUUUCAACAAAUGCUAAUACACCUAUCAUUGAGCAUAAGUCUAUAAGACGCUGUCUGACCUUUUCCCCAGAAGAGUACAGUAUUAGCAGUAGUGAUGAAAAGAGAAGAAGCGUGGCUAGCAACCGCUUAGAGCGAAGCAGCGACCGCUUCCAAGCUCCCAAAGGAACUAUAGAUUUAGAGAUCGUCACGAGAAAUGACGUUAUCGAUGUGCACGUAAUAAGAUGCAGGGAUCUGCAGAGGCCUGCUGGAAAGACAGAUGAGAUCAACGCGUAUGCGAAGGUGGUUAUCAGCGGCGUACCGGAGAACCAGAGCCUGCCUUCACAAAGGUCGAUCUUCCAAAGAACGUCAGUUCUUUACGGGAAGCGAGAGCCCGAAUUCCAAAGGCACCUGAGGCUGCCGCUGCCCACAACAGUAUACGAGCACCAGCUGCUUCACAUCUCAGUUUGGCACAGAGACAAGAAAUACCGCCGGAGCGAGUUCCUAGGAUGUGUCUCGUUCCAGUUGAAAGAUGCUAUUGAGUGCGACAUCAAGGGCACCUACUUCCUGCAGCAAAACGCGGGGCGUGGCCUCAACGCUGCACCGCUGGCACAUGAGAGAGCCGGCGAUCGUGUAGCCGAAGUCGAACGACCCAAGAUGGCCACCGACAACAUUGAGACCAGCACCAACGAUGGAACCAAAGAGAACCACAACGAUAAAGGUGUUACAAAUGGUCCCUCCGCGACCACAGCCAGUCAGGCCCAGGCGGUAGCCGCAGCACUACAAAGAGAAGCGGACGAACACCUCUUCCUACGAUACUUGGAGCUGGACCCUCCGGAUGAUCCAUCGGCUCCGAGACGGCCCCAACGGAAUGGCAGAACCCCGUUCACCACAACUAGAAAACUCCUAAGGGGUACUGCAGGUGGUUUUGGUUUCACCGUAGUAUGGACCAGACCACCAAGAGUCGAAAGGGUUGCCCAAGGGGGCUCUGCAGAAAGAGCCGGACUGAGAGCCGGAGAUUACAUUGUGUUUGUUGGCUCGAAGAACGUCGUCACAGCAUCUGAAGAAGAAGUUAGAAAUCUUGUGAAGUCCGCAGGCCAGAUACUCCAAUUGGAGACAUUUAGAAGGGUACCGCCCAAUGGAGUCGGCGUUAGGCCGAGGCUAGCUCAGGUGUCAAUACCCCCGCCAGAGUCGACACCGCCACCCCCACCACGGUCACCACGUGGCAACGCUCUGGCGUCACCCGCCACGGCCGCGCGACCCCCAACCGCCUGCUCUUCGACCAGCCAGUCUCUGGACCGCCGCAAACUGCACCUACCCCAGGUCACCUUCUCGAAGGAGACCCCAGGACUAUCAAGAGAUGGCAGGAAACGGGCACUCUUGGCAGUGGUAGCCAGGGAGCAGCACUAUGCCACGUGCCUCCAGUUCGGACUAGUGAGGUUCGUGUCGCCACUAGCAGAGAGGGCAGACCUCAUCACACCGAGCGACCACCAGCUGCUAUUUCAAAACUUGGAAGAGAUAUUUCGGCUCUCAGAAGACAUCCUGGAUCAAGUGGUGCAAGACGACGGUGAGAUUCAGACGUCUACAGUGGUCGCCGUUUACUUGCAAAAAACGCCCGUAUUUCUCAGCUUAUACAAGAAAUACUGCCUUGGACUGAAGAGGGCCGAUUGUGUGUUGGUGAAGAAAUCAAAAGACCCCAGCGGAGCAUUUUCCCGGUUCUGCACCAGUCCUCCGAUACCCCGUAGAAGACCAGACAUCACGUCCCUAGUUCACAAGCCUCUAGAACAGUUCAGAGAGUUGUUGAGGUUAAUGCGAACAGCCGCGUCUGCCACCGGCGCUGGUCCCUACGAUCAGCUCGAGAAGAAGCAACUCCAGUUGAUUGUAGAACAGUUACAGGGUAGCUAUCAAGAUGUCACCGCUGGCUCCGGGCUGAUGGGGCUGGCUGGUGAUGGGAAGCCCCUGCUGUCAGUUGCUGAUUUAGAAAGCAGACUCGUGUUCACUAGGUGUAAGCCAUUCGUCCUAAGCACAGCUGGGCGUCAGUGGAUAUUUGGAGGCGAGCUCUCUAGGGUGGAAGGUCGCGCAGUCAGACCAUACUGGGCACUGUUGUUUAGUGACCUCCUACUGUUUGCGACGGUCUCGCGUGAUAGAGUGCUGUUCGUAACGGAGGAGCCUGUCGCUCUGGGGGCCGUGUCUGAAGCACAGUUUAAUCUAAGAAAAAAAGUAACGGAGUUUCGUCUAAUCUUGGGUCGCGUAGGAGGAGAAUCGCCAUUAGUGUCGUGUGCUCCUCGCACUCCAGGUCGAACACGUACAUUGGUUCUUCGAGCACCAUCGAUAGACUUGAAAGCUGUUUGGCAAAGCCUACUACAAAGGCAGAUAUAUCGAGCGCAUACCAUGUCCGGUACUCCGUUGGGCUCACCGCUGGAUUCUCCUGACCCACAGCUUACAUUCUCCCUUGCUACCCUCGACUCGCAGCUGCGUCAGACGCGACGAAGCUCAGCCGAAACUCAAACAGCUGCUGGCGGGAGUGCAGUGGAUGUAGCUAGAAGUAUAAGAAGCAAAGGCUCUUCACAACACCUGCAAAGGUGGAUGACGCAGUUACCCGAAACUGAAGAACUGGAUCCACCGGAACCGGAUGUAGAAACAUGGAGUGUAGAAGAAUUAAGAAAGAGAUCAAAAGAGCUUAAUCUACUUGAAGUAGCCGAACUCGUCGUUAAUCAUGAAAGUAAAGGAGCUUCUCCAAGUGAGAAAAAGGAAAAUGAUAGAAGUCCGUCGAAAAGUAGUAAUUCUGGUAGCCAAAUAACAGUUCGAACUAGUCCUGUAGUAGUCGAUACAAUUCCAGUUUGUAGGCAAUGCCAUAAAAAAUGCCUAUCAAAACCGAACAGUCCAUUAAUUUCCCAGAAAGAGCCCCCCGUAAUUCCGGUCAAACCAAAAAAGGAAGCUUCGCCACAAAAUUCAAAUUCAACGAAAAGCUCGAGAAGUCCAUGCAGCGCAAAUUACAGUAUUCGGAAACCGAAAAUAAUUUGUGGGUUAGAACGGAAAGGUGCUAUUAAAUUACGUCCAGAGGAUGGUCCAAAAGCAGCCAUGAAAGUCAUAGAUUCUAUAGAACAAAGUCAGAGAAUGCUCAAAUCGAAAUCUUAUGAAUUAAAAACGGACUCACCUAUUUUAAAUAGAAGCAUACGCUCAAGAAGUCAAACUAAAAGUCAGUUAGAACUAAGGAAAGACGGCUCAUUUAGGAGUCCGAGUCCUUCGUCCAGUAGUAGAAACAGUCCUUUAUCUACAAGCCACACUACUUGUAGUUCUAUGGUUUUUAAUUCAAGCUCCAAUGAUCUGAGAAUGUCUAACUCAAAUAUCGCGAACCAGGUACAGUGUGUGAUAGCUCAGGAAAAAUACAUCAAUGAAGUAAAAUGCGUGGAAAACAUUACAGUUACUAGAACUAGAGCAUCAACGAAUCACGCGGAGCCGACUUCUGCCAAAGAAGACCAAUUGACGAGGCAGAAGGCCGAAAACGUGCUUAACAAGGUUUUAGGAAUGAACAUCGUUGCCAAAAGAGAAAACCUUGGAUCAUGCUUACAAACAUCAUCUGUUUUUUUGGAUGAUGACUCUAUACAUGAAGAAGAUAUCGAUUUCAAAAUAGAAAGAGGUCUAAGAAGAUCUCCAAGAAUGGGUACAUCAGUUCUUAGUAAAAUGAAUGGCGAUAUAACUAAUAAGACUGAGAAAUCUGACUCGAACGUUAACUUGAACACAUCCGAAGCAGGGUCCGAUGAAGAUUUAGAACUAGGACCUCUCAUGUUAAUGGGACUGUCAGCUAUCAAUCCGACUGCACAUUUAAUGCGAGUAGAACCAUUUAAUAGAUCCUCUGUCACUGCUGGCCAUAAUCCAGGCUCAAGACCAGGGAGUCUAUGCUCGAUUAAAUCGGAAUCACCAGUUCCUAAUAUAGCUGUUGUGCCACCGACACCAGACUUCAAUUUUUCUAAUAAGACUGAUGACCAUUUAGAUGAAUCGCCGGACUCCCCAGAUAUCCCUGAAGAUCUACCUUAUGUUUCACUUAAAAGGUAUGGCACUAUGUCUAGCCUUGAGAGAUUACCAUCCGACGAAACUGAUGAUGGUAACGUUAGAUUAACUGCACAAGAACCGGAAGCAAUUAAAACAAAUAGUACAGUAGUUGGAGCUGCCGGAGGUAUAAUGGGCUGGACGGCAAGAGCAGGCUCAUUUGUAGUUGAGAAAAUGAACAUAUUUAGUUAUACCGAAAGUGUACCCAAUACUGCUGUAGCACACAAACAACCAUCAUUCUUGGAAAGGUGUCUCGGGGUCAGUGACUGGAAAUCGACAAUCGGAACGGAAGAGGGUACUGGAGAAACCGGCGAAGGGAGCGGUGCUAGCGGCGAAGAAGCUUGGGGUACACCUUCAUCAGGCGACUUGUCUGAUAACCUACCAGAUUCAGAUCAUGGAACUCUUUCGUCGCCAACAAAGUCGUCAUCUUCAUAUGCGGGAGAUGACGAUACAGAACUAAUGAUGGAUGAACUUCUGAUGGCGCCCACUAUAACUGGACCUACCACUUUAAGGCCAUUGCUGCCAAGAGAUGUUUUUAGAAGAAGACUAGAACCACUAUUAGAAGAAGAGUUCUCAGAUAGUGGCAGCGAAGACAAUAAACCUACCCCCACCAAUUCUGACGACCAGGGCAGCGGGCGUGGCCUCGAUGCUGACGUCUGUUGCGACGCGCCGCACCGGCCACCCUCUGCUUCCGGGUCAGAAGCAGAGGGAGGGGGUGCGGACGCCGCUCCAGUUGCUGGAGGGGAGGUCCAUGGUGGGGACGAGUUCGAUCUGAGCCCAGAUCGAACUCCCACCAACGAAGUGCCUUCGACGCCCUUACAAUAUGUUUCAAAAGAGUUUGCGGAGGUGCGUGCCACUGCCUCUGCUGGAGGACGCCGGGACUCAGCCAGCUCAGCCAGCACCCCUUCCACACUCGACCGUACCACUAUACACAACCCCACGACCCUUCCACAACAAUCACCAGUUUUGGAGCCAGCACCAGUACUGGAGGUGUCUUCACAACCGGAACGUCCACUGACGCCGGAGCGACUCAGUCCUCGAGCGGAGAUGAGGUUGGCGCUGGACCAGGGGACGGAUAUGCUGGCAGAACAGGAGGCAUCUUGGGGUGGCGGGUCCGGCCGCUGGUCGUUUCGCGCGGCGUGUCAGAAGUCACUGCUGCGUCGCGUGGCGAGCGCGGACGCCGUGGCUCUGUGCCGCGCGCCCCCCCACCGCACCGCCCCUCAUACUACUUCGCGCAGUUCUGUAUAUGCCUGGAAGGAUCCAGAAAGCGAAACGAAAACAAUGGAGAUGGAGGAACUGGCACGAGUGGAAGCUCAGAUGAUGCGUUCGCGGACGCGCUCUCUAUGCCAGAACGGGAAGAUCAGAAUGGGUUUCCUUCGGCGCCGCGCGUCGUCCGAUAGCCCGCGCCGUGAGCCGUUGGACGUGGGACGGCCUUUCUCUCCGCGGCGGACGCACGAGAAGCAAUUUGAGAAGAGAUUCUGGAAACAAGUGACUAGAAGGCGACUAUCUUUGGGUUCCGUCAGUCAGAUAUAAAACUUUUUCUCGGCUGGACUUAAUAAGAUAUAAAGUGUUCACUUAGACUUAUCUCAGUCUAAAGAUUUUUUGUUUUUAGAACAGAAAAAUGUGCUAAGAAGUGUUUCAGCUUAGCAAUGGGAUGCCAAAUGGUAUAAGUACCUACGUCAAAAGACAAAUUUGACCUCUUUGUUUACUUCAUAUCGUAGUUAGGUAUAUUAAAUAGGUGCAUCUUAGACUAAAUAGGGCUUACAAUGUAUAUAAUUAGCAUUCUUAGGUUCUAAAUGUAAAUAAUAACAAUAAUAGAGAAAUAUUUAUUCUGUCUUAAGCUUAAUAGAUACGAAAUGUUUAACUAGCUAACUACAAUUUGUUAGACACGUUUUUUCGAUUUUAAUGUUGUUGUAUUUUAAUAAAGUUAAUUUAAAUAUUAUCGAGACACGUAACGGAAAUGUGUUUUGAAUUUAUGAAAUAUAUUUGGUCUUAUUAUAAAAUAUUUAUUUAUUUAUUUAUUUUUAUACACAAUAUUUGUAUAGGUAUAGGCAGACUUAUCGCCUAAGGCAUUGCCUAACAAUCUACCGAAGGUUAUACAGAAAAGAGCGUAGUAAGUGCAUUGAUUGAGUAAUUAAAGAAAAAUAGAUGCUUUAAUAUUUCACAAAAUGCAAACGAUUGUUAUUAAAGAUAUUACAUAAAAUAUAUAUAUAGAGAAGGAUGAAAGGCUUAAGCGACAUUUCGCUUAAUAUGCGAAAUUUAUCUUUGUAAUUAAGUAUUAGCAUCAACAAUUCGAUGUUUUUAAUCAAACUUCAAUUAUGUUUACACCAUUCAAAUAGAUGAAGAAGUUUUAAGCUUUAAGUGGCUCUCCCGUAAUAUUUCAAAAACGUCGCUUAUACCAAAUUGCCUUUCACCGCUCGAUAUAUAAAUACAUAAAUUAUUACAUUUACUAAAAAUACCUAAUAAAUAUACAAUGCAUAAUAUAUUAUUAAUAAAAAUAAUGGGCAAAUAAAAAGUGGUAACACUGGUAAGUGAACGCGAUGGAAAAUGUAGUCCACACAGACGAAACACUAGUUAUUAUUAAAAGGUAUUUCUGUUAUGUGUCUCUCAUCUUUGUACUGGCAAUUUUAAAAUGAUCAUAUUAUAAAAGUUUCAAGAGCUCAUCUUAUACAUAUACUUAGUUCAUGUAAACUUUAUAAAAAUUAGUUCACGGUCUGUCAGUGUCUAAUAGAGAAUAUAUUUCAUGGUGACUUAUUCCCAAGGAAGGUCACAUAUUCAUUGUUUCACUGUUAAAAUAUUAAGAAACACGCAUACAUUCAUGUACCGAUUUUAAUACCGAUAAAUUGAAUAUAUAACCAACAUGAAACUCGCAUGAAAAUGCAUUCAAAGAUUACGUAAUUUUUUUUUUACAACAAUUUGAAAUGAACAAUUGCUUCUUUACGUUCCUAUGGUGACUACGAAUUAUCUUUGUAUCUUUUGAAAUUAACGAAUUUUGUAGAUUAAAUGUAUGUAAUAAAUGUGUAAAGUUCA
Bombyx mori (domestic silkworm) is the source of this 9535-nucleotide messenger RNA. RefSeq lists its product as uncharacterized. NCBI's taxonomy places the organism in Eukaryota, Metazoa, Arthropoda, Insecta, Lepidoptera, Bombycidae. The record is from RefSeq and is a predicted model, not a curated record. Gene Ontology annotation, molecular function: guanyl-nucleotide exchange factor activity; protein binding. The transcript is spliced from 32 exons. The coding region runs from base 302 to 8038 and encodes 2578 amino acids. Gene Ontology annotation, cellular component: nucleus; plasma membrane.